AUGCGGUUAACAGGGUGGCUCUGUGGGGCUUACAAGGGUCUGGAAAAUCGGAUUUAUCGCAAGUUGCAGAGUUUUAAAACGUGUCUCGUCAUCAUCGACGAUGUCAAGUCCAUCGAUUUGGAUGUUUUGGGUAUUCCAUGGAGAAACAAUGGGAAUGGGGUGAGAGUGAAGAUUCUCAUUACUGCAAGGGACCGAGCUGUGUGUCGGAGGCUUGCCGUUGACCACGUGGUGAAGCUUGACUUCCUAAGCUGUGAUGAUGCUUGGAAGUAUUUUUCCAAACUAGUUGGAGAAACGGCUACUACCGAACCCAUGGCGAAGCAACUUUGUAUGCAACUUGGAGGUUAUCAAUUUGCCAUCAAGGCCAUGGGACGAAUUAUCGGCCACUGGAAGUACGGUUUGAAGGAUAUGAAAUUUCCAGACCGUUUGUCUGGAAAUUAUUGUCUUCUGAAUUUUUUCCUUAAUAUUUUGAAUUAUUGUUCCUCUACGGUCAUGGUUUUGAGUUAG
Molecule: messenger RNA, 504 nt
Organism: Microthlaspi erraticum
Lineage: Eukaryota; Viridiplantae; Streptophyta; Magnoliopsida; Brassicales; Brassicaceae
Source: the annotation of a GenBank genome assembly